This is a messenger RNA of Dermacentor andersoni, 705 nucleotides long. The record is from RefSeq and is a predicted model, not a curated record. Lineage: Eukaryota; Metazoa; Arthropoda; Arachnida; Ixodida; Ixodidae.
AUGUACCGAGGGGAGGAGUUGGUUCAGUGGGCCUGUAGGCACAAGACCGCCGAGCAGUGCCUACAGCAGGGCUGCCUACUUUGGGGCUCCUGGGUGGUGAUCCCGCAAAGUCUCUGGUCCAGGGCCCUGCAGUUGCUGCACGCCGGUCAUCUUGGCGUGGAAAAGACAAAGAUGAUGGCCAAGUCUCACGUUUGGUGUCCUGGCCUGGACCAGGACUUCGCUCACAUGGCGCAGAGCUGCCAAGUCUGCCAGGAGCACCAGCGAGCCCCGCGUUCGACCACUGCGGCGCUGCGGCAGGCCUUCGCCGCCCGGGGGUUGCCGGGCGUCAUCGUGUCCGAAGAAGGUCCCGCUUUCGCCAGCACGGAGCACCUGGCCUGGCUGACGAAGAACGGAAUCCUCUGGAUAAUGGUCCUGUCGUACUAUCCUGCUUCAAACAGUGCAGCCGAGCGGUUGGUGCCGCUAGACCAUCAAGCACAAGCUCAAGAAGAGCCAGGCAGGGGAUUUCCGGACGGAGGUGGCCCGGGUGCUGUUACAGUACCGGACCAUGCCCCCCGACAUCACUGGCCAUGCCCCGGUAAGCUCAUGCUGGACCGGAUGGCCAAGACACCCUUAGAUAUCUUGCAUGCGGACCUCCGAUCCACAGCGCUCCUGAUGCAGCUCAAGCAAAAGCUGGCUGCAAACCAAGGGUGCCGUCCUGGGCCUUAG